AUGGCCAAUCAGACGGUGAGUCCCGCGAUCGGGGCGUGUCUUCGGCGCUCAGUUUCUCUUUUCCGCUAUAUUAUAGACACUGCGAUGUCGUCAACCAAUGCUGACCACAACUCUGACCAAUCAGUAGACAGUUCCUCGAAACCCAUCUUCACCAUAAACACAGCGCCCGACGCCAACACCACAGACGACAACUGCUCCGACGACGACGACUCGCGCCACCUCUCCAUCGAGACCAUGGACUCGAAGCGCUUCCACAGACAGAGUCGACAACUGCGACAAUCCAUGUCUGGGAUUCACCUCUCGCUGCAAGACCGCGACCGCCAGGACCUGACGAUCGCGACGCCCGAAGAGUUCAUCAAACGCUUCAACGGCACGCGCGUCAUCAACAAGAUCCUGAUCGCCAACAACGGCAUUGCGGCCGUCAAAUGCAUGCGCAGUAUUCGGCGCUGGAGUUACGAGAUCUUCCGCAACGAGCGCGCCAUUCGCUUCGUCGUCAUGGUUACGCCCGAAGACCUGAAGGCCAACGCGGAGUACAUCCGGAUGGCCGACCACUACGUGCCGGUCACGGGCGGCGCCAACAACAACAACUACGCCAACGUCGAGCUCAUUGUGGACAUCGCGAAGCGCAUGAGCGUGCAGGCCGUGUGGGCGGGUUGGGGCCACGCCUCCGAGUACCCGAAGCUGCCCGAGCUGUUGGGGAAGGCGGGCAUCGCCUUCAUGGGACCGCCGCAACAGGCCAUGUGGGCGUUGGGCGACAAGAUCGCCUCCUCCAUCGUGGCGCAGACGGCGAACGUGCCGACGCUGCCCUGGUCGGGCUCGGGACUCGUUUGCGCCGACUGGAAGGACGGCAAGACCUUUAAGAUCGCGCCCGACCUCUACCGCAAGGGCUGCGUCCACGACAUCUCCGAAGGCCUGAUUGCGGCGCAAGAGAUCGGCUUUCCGGUCAUGAUUAAGGCGUCGGAAGGCGGCGGCGGAAAAGGCAUUCGCAAGAGCGAGUCGACGGACGACUUCCCGCAAAUGUACCGCCAGGUGCAGGCGGAGGUGCCCGGCAGCCCCAUCUUCGUCAUGAAACUGGCCAAAUGCGCGCGACAUCUGGAGGUGCAACUGCUGGCCGACCAGUACGGGAACGCCAUCUCUCUGUUCGGCAGAGACUGUUCCAUUCAGCGCCGCCACCAGAAGAUCAUCGAAGAGGCGCCGUGCAUUGUGGCCGAGGAGGAGACGUUCGCGCAGAUGGAGAGGGCAGCCGUGCGUUUGGCCAAAAUGGUCGGCUACGUGUCGACCGGAACCGUGGAGUACUUGUACGACCCGAACGAACAGCGCUUCUACUUCCUGGAACUCAACCCGCGCCUCCAAGUGGAGCACCCGUGCACUGAGAUGGUGGCCGACGUCAACCUCCCCGCCUGUCAGCUCCAGAUCGCGAUGGGGUUGCGCUUGAAUCGCAUGAAAGAGAUCCGUCUGCUGUACGGCGAGAACCCGUGGGCCGACGGAGAGAUCGACUUCGAGAGGGCGCGCUCCCGACCCUGGGGUCACGUGAUCGCCGCCAGAAUCACGUCCGAGAAUCCGGACGAAGGCUUCAAACCGUCGUCGGGAACCGUUCAGGAACUCAACUUCAGAAGCUCGAAGAACGUGUGGGGCUACUUCUCGGUGGGCGCGUCGGGCGGUCUGCACGAGUUCGCCGACUCGCAGUUCGGGCACUGCUUCUCGUGGGGAGAGGACAGAGAGGACGCGCGCGAGAAUCUGGUGCUGGCGCUCAAAGAGCUGUCCAUCAGAGGCGACUUCAGAAUGGCGGACAGAGAGGACGCGCGCGAGAAUCUGGUGCUGGCGCUCAAAGAGCUGUCCAUCAGAGGCGACUUCAGAACGACUGUCGAGUAUUUGAUAACUCUGUUGGAGACGGAGGACUUCCAGAAGAACGUGAUCAACACGGGAUGGCUCGACAAACUGAUCGCCGAACGCGUGCAGUCGGGCAAACCCAACACUUCUCUCGCCCUCAUCUGCGGCUGCAUUCAUGUCGUGGAUUCGCAACAACAGGACAAUUGGCAACACUUCCAGCUCUCGCUGCAAAGAGGACAAAUACUUCCGGCCAACACUCUGUCAAACACGCAGAACGUGGAACUCAUCUACGAAGGCGUCAAAUACGUGGUGAACGUGACCAAAGCGGGCAACAGCUCCUACUUCCUCGUCAUGAACAACACGUGCAAAGAGGUGGAAGUGCACCGCAUGUCCGACUCCGGACUCCUGCUCUCCGUCGACCACUCGUCGCACACCACUUACAUGAAGGAAGAAGUGGACAGAUAUCGCGUGACGAUCGGCAACCGAACGUGUGUUUUCGACAAAGAGAACGACCCGACGAUUCUGCGCUCUCCGUCCACCGGAAAACUGCUGCAAUUCCUGGUGGAGGACGGAUCGCACGUGUAUUCCGGUCAGGCGUACGCCGAGAUCGAGGUGAUGAAGAUGGUCAUGACUUUGACCACUCAGGAGUCGGGCAUUGUUCAGCACGUGAAGAGGUCGGGCGCUGUUCUGGAGGCCGGAUCUAUUCUGGCGCGUCUCGAACUGGACGACCCGACGCGCGUCCAUCGCGCAGAACUCUUCACUCUGGGUUUCGACGCGUUGUGCGAAACGGACUCAGACGUGGUUUCGCACGCGUUGGCGGUCAUCGACGGCCACAACAGCAAUUCGGAGACCAAACUGAACGUCUCGUUCACGACCGCCAAAAACCACUUGGAGAACAUUUUGGCCGGUUUCGGACUUCCCGAACCCUUCUUCAGCCAAAACAUGAACCUCUAUGUCGAGCAGUUCAUGGAAUGUCUGCGCGAUCCUCGACUUCCGCUUCUCGAGCUCCAAGACAUCAUUUCGUCGACUUCCGGCAGAAUUCCAUCUCAAGUGGAAAAAUGCAUUCGAAAACUAAUGAACAACUAUUCGAGCAACAUAACCGCCAUUUUGGCCGCUUUUCCGUCGCAACAAAUCGCUUCCGUCAUCGACUCCUAUGCGGCCACUCUUCAGAAGCGCGCCGACAGAGACGUCUUCUUCCUCAACACUCAGGGAAUCGUCCAAUUGGUCCAAAGAUAUCGCAACGGUAUUCGCGGGAGAAUGCGUUCUUGCGUUCAGGAAUUGGUCCGCAAUUACAUCGAAGUGGAGCAACACUUCCAAAGCGGUCAUUACGACAAAUGCGUUUCUCAGUUGCGCGAGAAGUUCAAAGAGGAGGGCAUGGCGUCCGUCGUGUCGCAGAUCUUCUCGCAUCUGUCGGUCACCAAAAAGAAUCAACUCAUCAUCAAGCUGAUCGACCACUUGUGCGGACACGAGCCGGGCAUCACCGACGAGUUGUCGUCCAUUCUGAACGCGCUGACAAUCCUGAACAAAGCGGAGAACGCGAAGGUGGCGCUGCGCGCGCGCCAAGUGCUCAUAUCGGCGCAUCAGCCGCCCUUCGCGCUCAGACACAACCAGAUGGAGUCCAUCUUCUUGUCCGCCAUCGACAUCUAUUCGCACGAAUUCGAGCCCAACGUUCUCAACAAACUCAUUCUCAGCGAGACUUCCAUUUUCGACGUUUUGCACCAAUUCUUCUACCACUCCAAUGUCGUCGUCCGCAGAGCCGCGCUCGAGGUGUACGUCCGGCGCGCCUACAUCUCCUACGAGAUGGUGUCUCUGCAGCACUCGGUGCUCGGCUCCCCGGAGCGCCACUCCGUCGAGAGCCUGCACUCGCGGUCGUCGGCCGUCUCGCGCGACGCCUCGAUUCCGUGCGCGGUCUACCACUUCAUUCUGCCCUCAAGCCAUCCGUCGCUCGUCGGCAACAACGCGUCGUCGACGGCCGCGCCCUCUAUCGCCGUCAUCUCCGAGUCUUCGGACGAGAACCAAAUCGUGUCUUUCGGCAACUAUCGCAUCGGAUUGAUCGCCGCCUUCAACACCACCGAACAAAUGGAGACGCGUUUCGACGAUUUGCUCGAUAUUUUGAGUCAAUCGGAAGAAGAGAUCGCAGUCGACAAUCAGUGGCAACAAACACAAGGCGGCGAUGUCUCCACUUCGCCGCCCAAUCGCCAGAGAAGCGGCUCUCUUCUGGUGGCGCGCGAGAGAACGCAAUCCAUCUCUUUCCAGGCGCUCAUCGAAGACGUUGAGCCCAUUUAUAUCGUCAACAUUGCCAUCAAAUCCGACGGAUCCGAAGACGCCGUUCUCACCAAACGCUUCCAACAGUUCUGUAUGACUCGAAAGGCGGACCUCGAGAAGCACUCGAUCCGAAGAGUGACGUUCAUUGUGUGCGACAAAUACCGUUUCCCGCGAUAUUUCACGUACAGAUUUCGCAGCGGUUACGUCGAGGACACCAUUUAUCGCCACUUCGAUCCGGCGCUCGCUUUCCAUCUGGAGAUCAAUCGUUUGCGAAACUACGACUUGGAGGCGAUUCCGACCGCGAGUCAGAAGAUGCACCUCUACCUGGGAAAGGCCAAAGUGAUGGCUCCGGGACAACAGGUGACUGACUUCCGGUUCUUCGUGCGCACUAUUAUCCGUCACUCGGAUCUCAUCACGAAAGAGGCGUCGUAUGAGUUCCUGCAAAACGAAGGCGAAAGACUUCUUCUGGAAGCGAUGGACGAACUGGAGGUCGCUUUCACGCACUCUUUGGGACCGAAGACCGAUUGCAAUCACAUUUUCCUGAACUUUGUGCCGAAGAUUCUGAUGGACCCCUCGAAGAUAGCGGAAAACGUGCGAAAUAUGGUCAUGCGUUACGGACCGCGACUCUGGAAACUGCGCGUUCUUCAGGCGGAGAUCCGAAUGAUCAUCCGCUCGACGCCCACAUCCAAGUGCACGCCUUUCCGCCUGUUGUUGGCCAACGAGUCGGGCUAUUACUUGGAUAUGCAUCUCUAUAAGGAAGUGCUGGAUCCCGUGUCGGGCGCCAUGAAGUUCGAGGCGUGGACCGGAACCGGCAAACCGGGACCGCUGCACGACCUGACCAUCUCCACGCCUUACAUGACGAAAGACUACUUGCAGUUGAAGCGCUUCCAGGCGCAGAGCAACGGCACCACUUAUAUCUACGACUUUCCCGACAUGUUUCAGGCGGCGCUCAUCAAACUGUGGGAAGAGUAUCUNCCACGCCUUACAUGA
This is a messenger RNA of Medioppia subpectinata, 5085 nucleotides long. Lineage: Eukaryota; Metazoa; Arthropoda; Arachnida; Sarcoptiformes; Oppiidae. The record is from the annotation of a GenBank genome assembly.